Messenger RNA from Pyrenophora tritici-repentis Pt-1C-BFP, 1377 nucleotides. RefSeq lists its product as uncharacterized. The record is from RefSeq and is a predicted model, not a curated record. Lineage: Eukaryota; Fungi; Ascomycota; Dothideomycetes; Pleosporales; Pleosporaceae.
AUCGACACUUUCGUUAUCGUUGUAUCGAGCCUCGUCUGGCUUCGAUGCUAUACGUGCCUUCUAUAGCUGCUCACGAUGGUGGUUCUAGUUGAUCUAGAAGACGACGAAUCUCCUUCGCUCCAAACCCCGCACGCGUCGGGCUUGCUGAACGUCAAGCCACUGUACCAUUCUCUGGAAGCUUCACCAGCAGAAAAUGGGGAGGGUGCGGGAGAGACAGAAGAGAGACCGAACCCGAACAUUAAUGGAUUCAGCGCUGCCCUCAGCUGCUAUCCAAUAGUGAGCCAACUGGCUGCGCAGCUCGAUCUCAAUACGCUGCAUGAUCUUUCGCGGACGUGUAGGCAGUUUCGUGCAAAUCUACUGGAAUACCGCAGCCAACUUGUCAAGCACACGCUGCAUUGCGACAAUGAAGACGUCGAUUUCAGUGCGAGAGAGGGCGCUCAGGCAUACGCAGAGCAGCGCAUGAUACCAACAAUCUGUGCGCGCGACAUGGUUGGCGGCUGUCAGCGCUGCGGCGUCAUCGUGUGUCGGAACUGCACCAUGAAGCCGCCGCCUACGCCUGCACUUCGAGUACGUCAUCGUCGGCUAUGUAGUACAUGCAUCAAGGCGCCAUUGGCUCUCCUUGUAACUCCGCAGAAGCCUCGCUCACCGUCGGACUCCUCGUCGCCCAUGCCACGUCCAGUCGUGUUCGAUGACGAUAAACCUCGAGCCUUCACAGCCCCUGCUUUUGAGCGGAUUUGCAACUGUGACGAUGUAGUCUGGCUUUGUGCGCCAUGUGGCAGGUACCUGCGAAAUGCCGACGGCAUCUACGUUCGUGGCUGGAGCUGGCGCACACAAUAUAGGCACUACCUAGGUGGUGUGGGCACUGGCGCUGGCGAAGGAAACGAGGGUGUAGAAUGUGGAAGGCAAAUCAGAUGUCUUGGUGCACGCCUCGUUGAACACGAGACCUGCGAGGAAGAUCCCGUGUUUGAAGUUGCAAGAUCGCAAACCCCGGAGACACCUGAUCGACCUGAUCGCUGGAGGGGCACAUCCUACUUUCAUCAAGAAAUCGAAGGCAUUGGUGGCGUUCUGAAGAUCAAGCUCAAGAAGCAGUUACGCGUCGGCGAGUGCGUCAAGCUGUACGAGGAUGAGAAGGAUAGAUCCAUCCAGUAUCUUGAGCGCGAGGUUCGCGGAGAUAUAAGAAGCUGGUGCUCUUGGUGCGAUCGCGUUGUGUUGAGUAAUAAGGAUAAAGCCGAAAUUGCGGGUACCCAACCUGUAUCCAGUGGGUCAAGCUCGACUUCAUCUAUCAAGUGAAGUUACAACUCAAGCGGUAGGGAAAUCAAGCCUAUACAUGAUUAGAGUAGCGUAGGGAACAGUCAAUCUUAUUUUUUGCGAUGGAAA